AUGCUGGAAUCAGGGUCGGUGCGCACCAAGAACGCCGCCAUGAUCUGCAUGAAGAACAUCGGCCUGUACUCCAUAGCCGCAUUGGCCUACUUCUUCAUUGGAUACAACCUGAUGUACACCGAAGUGAACGGCGUCAUCGGCUCCCUGAAGUUUCUCUAUGGGCCGACCUCGUCCGAGAUUGCGCUCAUGGCCGGACAGGAGGGAGCAGCCGCAGACGUCUUGAAGAAUGGGGCCGGCUAUGCCGCUAUGUCCGACUGGUUCUUCCAGAUGGUCUUCGUGGCUACGGCGGCGUCGAUUGUGUCGGGGGCGCUGGCCGAGAGGGUGAAGAUGUGGUCAUUUUUCCUGUUCACCCUGUUCCUGACCGCCAUAAUUUAUCCCGUAGUGGGCGCCUGGACCUGGGGCGGUGGCUGGCUGACGCAACUGGGUUUCUCCGACUUCGCCGGCUCCACCAUCGUUCACAGCACCGGCGGUUGGGCCGCCCUGGCCGGACUGAUUGUAGUGGGACCGCGGCUGGGCAAGUUUCGUCGCGACGGCACGGCACGGCCCACGCCGCCGUCAAACAUCCUGGUGGUGACCCUGGGUGUGUUUAUCCUCUGGUUCGGCUGGAUAGGCUUCAACGGCGGUUCCCAGCUAGGCCUGGCCAGUGUCAAGGACGCUGUGGCGAUGAGCAUAGUAAUCGUCAACACCAACCUGGCAGCAGCGUCAGGCAUCAUUGUUGCCUUGGCGCUGGCACGCCCCGUUAUGGGAAGAAUUGACCUGUUCGCCAUACUGAACGGGGCCAUUGCGGGCCUGGUUUCGAUAACCGCGCGGCCGGACAUCACUGAACACUACUGGGCGGUGAUCAUCGGGGCCGUUGGCGGCGCCAUCGUAAUCCUGGGACUGAAGGCUAUGGAAAAGGUGAAGUUGGACGACGUGGUUGGGGCGGUGCCGGCCCACCUGUUUGCCGGAAUCUGGGGAACUCUCGCCGUAAGCAUCACGGGAGGAGCGCCCAUCCACAUUCAAUUGCUGGGCAUCGUUUCCAUAGGCGCAACCGUCUUCGCAGUCUCCUUUGGCUUGUGGAAACUAAUGGAGCUGACCAUCAAGACCCGCGUUUCCUACGACGUGGAGCGCCUCGGCCAGGACGCCGCGGAGUUGCGGAUGGAGUCUUACCCAGAGUUUGUGCUUAUGCCAGACUUCGAAGAGGACGACUAA
Molecule: messenger RNA, 1191 nt
Organism: Geodia barretti
Lineage: Eukaryota; Metazoa; Porifera; Demospongiae; Tetractinellida; Geodiidae
Source: the annotation of a GenBank genome assembly